ACUUUCCCAUUAGUCCAAUCAUAUGUUAAAGCAACAUUGGUUUUGCAUUUUUUUUGUAUUUCAUUAACUGGUUAAGUUAAUUGUUAACCAUGACUAUUUAUCAGUCAUUUAAUUUUAUCAACAAAUUAGUGACCAAAAGUCCUGUUAUUUAUCAGGUUAGAUGGAGUGUUUGGCCACCAAUGUAUGUUCGACCGAUUCCCAGGAGAGAGAAUCAACUGAAGCUCAUCAACGAGGAACCUGAUAAAUUUAAAGAAUUGACUUUUUCUCCGAUCAUUGCUGCUCCAAAUGAUCACAAUGCUUCCAAUUUUUAUGACCCAUUUCUCAGACGAUUUGUUAAUGUUGUGCAUCGUAGUGGACGAAAGGCUGAAUACGAGGAUAUGAUUCGCGAGGUGAUGUAUCUAAUCAAGAAAAAACAACUGGCUGAAUGGAGAGCUGCCGAUACUCCAGAAAAGAAGGCUAAAUUUGAAUUGGAUCCUCUUGUUUUGAUGAAAAAAGCCGUUGCCAAUGUUAAACCAGUCGUCAUCACUAAGUAUAUACCCAAGGGUGGUGUUACAUAUUCAGUUCCCUUUCCUGUGUUAGAUAAAACAUCGGAAUAUAUUGGAAUGAAAUGGAUUAAUCGAGCAGCUCAUGAUCAUCCCAAACCAUGGAGAGCGAUUCAUGUUCCAGCUCUAGUUAGAGAAUUCAUUUUUGCCUUUAACGGCGAAGGUAAAGCUAUCAAACAAAAAUAUGAUCUCCACAAACUUGCGGAAACCAACAAGGCAUAUGCCCAUUACAGAUGGGAUUAGAAUUUUGUUUAAAAUAUUUUUAGUGUAAAUAUGUGUAGUUAAAUAUAAUCUAUUAUGUAUCGUCCACACGUUGAACUUUGUAUCUAACUCUUUCGGUUCUGCUCAAGCAAUUCAUAUUAUGUAUUCAGAUUUCAGAGAAGAGGAGAAGAGUAACUGGAAUUAUUUCAAAAAUUCACUGGUUAAAUAAUCUUUAAGUAAAUCAUUGAAGUUCAAGUUAA
Molecule: messenger RNA, 1003 nt
Organism: Tetranychus urticae (two-spotted spider mite)
Lineage: Eukaryota; Metazoa; Arthropoda; Arachnida; Trombidiformes; Tetranychidae
Gene: mRpS7
Product: mitochondrial ribosomal protein S7
Biological process (GO): translation
Source: RefSeq, a predicted model, not a curated record